AUGGAGCAGCAGGGGAAGGCAAGCGAGGUCGACGGCGCCGUUGCCGGUGGCGGUGCGCCGCGCGAGCUUGCGCGUGUAGACACGGCGGAGGAUCAACGAGGGGGAGGAGGGAACGACGGCGGCGCCACGGGAAAGCUCAUGGAUGACGAGAAGAAGAAGACGGCAGAGGAGAAGGAUGUGAAGCCGCUGCCGCACAAGCAGGUUCCGCAGCCCAGCGACGUGUACAACCCGGAGCUCGAGCGCCUCUGAGAGACUGAAGCAGCUCGGCUCCUUGCCUCCUUCAGAGUUCAGACCACCAAGCCAUAAUACAUGUCUUCUUUUCUUUCCAAUUCGCGAUGUUGCUUGCAUGCAUCUCUCCUUUCUUUUCGUUAGCUAAUGUUUUUUAUAAAACUAGUGAUA
Lolium rigidum is the source of this 399-nucleotide messenger RNA. RefSeq lists its product as uncharacterized. Bases 1 to 249 code for a protein of 82 amino acids. The transcript has a single exon. The record is from RefSeq and is a predicted model, not a curated record. NCBI's taxonomy places the organism in Eukaryota, Viridiplantae, Streptophyta, Magnoliopsida, Poales, Poaceae.